Procambarus clarkii (red swamp crayfish) is the source of this 1536-nucleotide messenger RNA. Its product is annotated as LWamide neuropeptides-like. NCBI's taxonomy places the organism in Eukaryota, Metazoa, Arthropoda, Malacostraca, Decapoda, Cambaridae. Gene Ontology annotation, molecular function: extracellular matrix structural constituent conferring tensile strength. The record is from RefSeq and is a predicted model, not a curated record. Gene Ontology annotation, biological process: extracellular matrix organization.
AUGAGCGAUAUAUGUAAUGAACAAAUGAACCCCGUUGAACCCGGUGUGUUUAUGAUGCAGGUUAAUGAGGAGGUUAAUGUUCUGUGUCUCGUUGGAGGGUCGUCGUUCAGGGCGGAUGGUCAAUGUGGCCACCUGCGACCCGGGGGCCAGCUGGGACGCCCGGGGUCAGCUGGGACGCUCCGGGCCAGCUGGGACGCCGGGGGCCAGCUGGGACGCCCCGGGCCAGGUGGGACGCCCGGGGCCAGCUGGGACGCCAGGGGCCAACUGGGACGUCACCACCUGCGCCCCGGGCGAGCUGGGACGCCUGGGGGCCAGCUGGGACGCCCGGGGCCAGCUGGGACGUCCGGGGCCAGCUGGGACGCCCGGGGCCAGCAGGGACGCCAGGGGCCAGCUGGGACGUCACCAUUUGCGCCCCGGGCGAGCUGGGACGCCUGGGGGCCAGCUGGGACGCCCGGGGCCAGCUGGGACGCCCCAGGCCAGCUAAGACGCCGGGGGCCAGCUGGGACGCACGGGGCCAGCUGGGACGCCCCAGGCCAGCUAAGACGCCGGGGGCCAGCUGGGACGACCGUGGCCAGCUGGGACGCCUCGGGCCAGCUGGGACGCCCGGGCCAGCUGGGACGCCCGGGCCAGCUGGUGGAGCAACACACCACAGUCAGGAGCCAGCUGCACUGCUCAAGCGGGACCGAUGAAGGGCGUCCGGCCCCGGUCGAAUAUGUUAAUCCCGGGGACUGGACCAUGUCCCAGGAGAGUGGUAAUCCCGGGGACUGGACCAUGUCCCAGGAGAGUGGUAAUCCCGGGGACUGGACCAUGUCCCAGGAGAGUGGUAAUCCCGGUGACUGGACCAUGUCCCCGGAGAGUGGUAAUCCCGGGGACUGGACCAUGUCCCAGGAGAGUGGUAAUCCCGGGGACUGGACCAUGUCCCAGGAGAGUGGUAAUCCCGGGGACUGGACCAUGUCCCAGGAGAGUGGUAAUCCCGGUGACUGGACCAUGUCCCCGGAGAGUGGUAAUCCCGGGGACUGGACCAUGUCCCAGGAGAGUGGUAAUCCCGGGGACUGGACCAUGUCCCCGGAGAGUGGUAAUCCCGGGGACUGGACCAUGUCCCAGGAGAGUGGUAAUCCCGGUGACUGGACCAUGUCCCAGGAGAGUGGUAAUCCCGGUGACUGGACCAUGUCCCAGGAGAGUGGUAAUCCCGGUGACUGGACCAUGUCCCAGGAGAGUGGUAAUCCCGGUGACUGGACCAUGUCCCAGGAGAGUGGUAAUCCCGGGGACUGGACCAUGUCCCAGGAGAGUGGUAAUCCCGGUGACUGGACCAUGUCCCAGGAGAGUGGUAAUCCCGGUGACUGGACCAUGUCCCAGGAGAGUGGUAAUCCCGGUGACUGGACCAUGUCCCAGGAGAGUGGUAAUCCCGGUGACUGGACCAUGUCCCAGGAGAGUGGUAAUCCCGGGGACUGGACCAUGUCCCAGGAGAGUGGUAAUCCCGGUGACUGGACCAGCCUUUUAUGCGGUACUGUGUCAAAGGCUUUCCCACAGUCCUAA